This is a messenger RNA of Cryphonectria parasitica EP155, 2236 nucleotides long. RefSeq lists its product as uncharacterized. Gene Ontology annotation, molecular function: tRNA-specific adenosine-34 deaminase activity. NCBI's taxonomy places the organism in Eukaryota, Fungi, Ascomycota, Sordariomycetes, Diaporthales, Cryphonectriaceae. The record is from RefSeq and is a predicted model, not a curated record. Gene Ontology annotation, cellular component: cytoplasm; nucleus. The transcript is spliced from 2 exons. Bases 417 to 1661 code for a protein of 414 amino acids.
CAAACAUCUGCCGUCAAUCGCAAACAAAUAUCACGUGCCGUCCCUUUGGUCUCGAGCGUCGCGAAAUAGCACCCAGGCGCACUUUCUCUCUUCUUCUCACGCUGCAUCGUGUCAGGCGCGGCGGAUAGGCAGGCAGACAGACAGCAAGCAGCACCCUGGAAACUUCGUUGCUCAUCGAGAUGCGCCUACUGGAUUAGAGAUCUCGUCAAGCAUUCUCCGACAAAGCUGGAUUGAGAAUUUUGCCUUGGCUACUCAUCCUUCCUGUACCAAAACACCUGACAGACCCCCCUUGACUUGUAACCUCCACCAUUCGGUGCGGUCUAGCACUGCAUGGGCUCUGGAUUCUCUCAGACACGAAAUCGCUUGAAAGAGGAACGAAUCAAUCAGCCAGGCCCGCUUGCUAUCCGCUCAUCAACAUGGCCACUCCGAAGCCCGGCAAUUUGGCCGAUACCGUCGCUGCGCAACAGCAAAUCGUCAAAGAUCUCCUUCCUGCUGAGAUCAAGGAUGGCGUCCUGGUGCCCCUCAAGACAACUCUUGAACUUCGAGACGACCACGCUUGCAUGAACGUCAUCAUCACUCGGGCACCCGUCAAGUCAGCCAACGCUGUCAUCACACUCCUUCGCGCCGUCCUGCCUGAGGAGAUCGCUAAGGGCAUGCCUCAUCUGCGCCGGUGCGCGAAACCAACCGACCUUCCUCCUCAUCUGAAGGCGCAAUUUAUGCACAAGAAUUCUGCUAGUCGACAGCUGCAUACCGGAAAGUCUCAGUGGAUCUACAUCAUUCUCGGCCCGGAGUCACAACUUUCACAGCAAGAGUUGGUAGAUAAACUCUGUGGGAUUGAAGGCAUGACCCCGACCCCGUGGCUGGCCAGCGUCCCGGUGCCGACUCUGGCACCCACAUCCCAAGUGCAGGCCGCCAUGUGGUCGGAGCAAUUCUGGCCUUGCGUUUACCGCAAAAACAACCCUCUGGGCCCACACCCUAGCAUGGUGACUCGACAUACAGAUGACAUCAGACCAGAUGCUGCCGUCUGGAUGGCUCUUGCUCAUCAGAUCGCCGAUGAGGGCAAAGAUGCUGGCUACGGUGAGGCCAUGGGCGCUUGUGUCGUCCACCGGAGCGCUGCUGGCUGUCGCAUCGUGGCUCUGGCAACCGAUGCCAGAUGGCACAAACAACCACCCACCGGCACCGGAAAUCCGAUGGCCCAUUGCGUGAUGCGGGCAAUCAGUAUGGUUGCCCAAAAGCUUGUACGAGCAGAGAAUCGAGAGAAUACUACGAAUCCCCAGCCAAUCCUCGAGUUUGAGGCAUUCCAGGACAAGCCUCUUCUGGCUGCUGAGGAGAAGAUCUUCCGAGAGGACCACCCCACGCCGGACGGGUACCUCUGUCACGAUCUCGAGCUCUAUCUCACUCAUGAACCCUGUGUCAUGUGCUCUAUGGCCAUCCUGCACUCGCGUAUGGGCAAAGUCGUGUUUUGUGAGCGCAUGACCCUGACGGGCGGCAUGGCGGCCGAGGUCCGCGGCCACAACCAGCCUCACUUAGCAGAGUACGGCGGUGGCAAUGGUCUGGGUCUGUUCUGGCGCCGAGAGCUCAACUGGAGCCUGAUCGCCUGGGAGUGGGAGGGCGACAACUGCGUCCACAAGCACUCGGUCGACCAGAAGGCUCACGCUUGAGCUGCUGUUCCAGUCACCCGGUCAAGGAAAGCGCAGCUGGUGAUCGGUAAUAGCGAAGAACGGUGCACCAAGUUGCAUAUCAAAACUGGCUCCCGAGGAGCAAGCAAGCAUGUUAAGCGUUUGGAGGACAGGUCAGAGGAAUUAGGUAGUCCUCUCAUUCGGUUCGGGAGUUACUGGCAGGGCAUGAUACCAUCCAUUUUUUGAGCUACCAGCACUAUUACGGCGUUACAUACCUAGGAGGGAUGCGAGACAGUGGUCCUUGUCAAUGUUUUGAGCCAAAAGCACGUGGAUUUUCUCCCUCGGUGGUGGACUGCUUUUUGUUAGCAUUGCAGCAGCUGGAAAGGGUGUCUGUAUGAUAUGCAUGUCCAAAAAAGAAAUAGGUUGAACAGUGUAUUGUGCUGAUUCAAUCUCGACGAUGAAUUGGAGAAUGGAGUCAGCCAGCCUAGUCACACUUAUCAUGGAGAAGGAGGAGAGGAAAGUCUUAUCACUACCCAUACGUCGACAGGCAAGAGGAUCAUUGUUUUAUCAAUACGCACAUUAUUUGUGUGUAGAAGGAAGAAUUGAUUUAUCAAUAC